This is a messenger RNA of Oldenlandia corymbosa var. corymbosa, 723 nucleotides long. NCBI's taxonomy places the organism in Eukaryota, Viridiplantae, Streptophyta, Magnoliopsida, Gentianales, Rubiaceae. The record is from the annotation of a GenBank genome assembly.
AUGGCAUAUGAAGAGCAGCAUUUCAGUCACCACCAUCCAUUAGUUCCUUUAGAACUUGCCGACGCCGACGGAAGACAAAUAUGCAACGGUUGCGAAGAUCCAAUCACUCACUCGGAACAACCAUAUAAAGGUUGUCUGAAGUGCUGCUAUGUCUUCCACGAAAGAUGUGUCCAAACUCCUCGCUCUCUAGAGCAUCCAUCUCACCCUAAUCACCCUCUUACCCUUCAUCCAACUCCAACUUAUUCCACUCAUUCCUUCACUUGCGAUGCUUGUGGGUCCCCGGGCAACGCGUUCAGCUUCGGCUGUGCGCAUUGCGAGUUUGACCUACACUUGCAAUGCGCGGCCCUGCCUUGCUCAACGCGGCUGCCUGAGGACAAGCAUCCCCACGAACUCAAACUGUGUUUUGAUUUCCGAUCCUUUUCAGAGGCGAUGAAAAGGGCAACCGUAUCGCCGGCUUGUGUUUCGUGCCACGGGAAGUUGGAAGAAAACCAAUGGCUUUACCGCUGUGAAGAAUGCGACAUUGGGAUUCACUUACAAUGUGCUAAAGCAGAUCAACAAUGUCCAGAAGAAGGUGGUGAAUUUGGGGAGAUUAAUGAGCUGCAGAGGCUUCACAAUAAAAUGAUUGAUCAGGAAAUGCGAUUCAGGGAUUACUACAUGAAAGCAGAACAACAGAGGAUUAUGUUUAACUUCAUGAACCAAUGUAUUUCAGGAAGUAGAAUUUGA